Molecule: messenger RNA, 3894 nt
Organism: Galeopterus variegatus (Sunda flying lemur)
Lineage: Eukaryota; Metazoa; Chordata; Mammalia; Dermoptera; Cynocephalidae
Gene: RAB3GAP2
Product: RAB3 GTPase activating protein subunit 2 (non-catalytic)
Exons: 35
Biological process (GO): regulation of GTPase activity
Source: RefSeq, a predicted model, not a curated record
AUGGCCUGCGCCAUUGUCCAGUUCUGCUACUUCCAGGACCUGCAGGCCGCCCGGGACUUCCUCUUCCCUCACCUGCGGGAGGAGACCCUUGGCGGCGCCGCGCGGCUGGACCCCAGUAAAUCAACAAACUGGGAAGAUGAUGGUUGGGGAGCAUGGGAAGAAACAGAACCCCAAGAACCUGAGGAAGAAGGAAAUACUUGCAAAACACAGAAAACUUCUUGGCUUCAAGAUUGUGUUUUAUCCUUAUCUCCAACCAAUGAUCUUAUGGUUAUAGCUCGGGAGCAAAAAGCUGUAUUUCUAGUGCCAAAAUGGAAAUACAGUGAUAAAGGAAAGGAGGAAAUGCAAUUUGCUGUUGGUUGGAGUGGUUCUUUAAAUGUUGAAGAAGGAGAAUGUGUAACCAGUGCUCUGUGUAUCCCAUUAGCAAGCCAGAAGAGGAGUUCCACUGGACGUCCUGACUGGACCUGCAUUGUGGUGGGUUUUACUUCAGGUUAUGUACGCUUCUACACUGAGAGUGGUGUGCUCUUGCUUGCACAGCUGUUGAAUGAGGACCCAGUGCUGCAGCUCAAAUGCAGGACCUACGAAAUCCCCCGGCAUCCUGGCGUGACCGAGCAGAAUGAAGAGUUGAGUAUCUUAUAUCCAGCUGCCAUUGUGACUAUUGAUGGAUUUAGCCUUUUUCAGUCUCUUCGUGCUUGUCGAAAUCAAGUAGCAAAAGCUGCAGCAUCAGGCAAUGAGAACAUACAACCACCACCAUUAGCUUAUAAGAAAUGGGGUCUACAGGAUAUUGACACUAUUAUUGAUCAUACCAGUGUUGGUAUUAUGACUCUGUCCCCUUUUGAUCAAAUGAAGACUGCUUCCAAUAUAGGUGGAUUUAAUGCUGCAAUUAAAAACAGUCCUCCUGCCAUGUCUCAGUAUAUCACAGUAGGAUCCAAUCCAUUCACUGGCUUCUUCUAUGCUUUAGAGGGAAGCACACAACCAUUAUUAUCUCAUGUUGCGCUAGCAGUUGCAAGUAAACUCACUUCUGCUUUAUUUAAUGCUGCCAGUGGUUGGCUUGGCUGGAAAAGUAAACAUGAAGAAGAAGCUGUCCAAAAGCAAAAGCCAAAGGUUGAACCAGCUACCCCAUUAGCUGUCAGAUUUGGACUUCCAGAUUCUAGACGCCAUGGUGAAAGCAUAUGUCUAUCUCCAUGUAACACACUGGCAGCUGUAACAGAUGACUUUGGCAGAGUUAUUUUAUUGGAUGUAACUAGAGGAAUUGCCAUACGCAUGUGGAAAGGGUACCGAGAUGCACAAAUUGGAUGGAUUCAAAUUGUAGAGGACCUCCAUGAAAGAGUAUCAGAAAAGGUGGAUUUUUCCCCGUUUGGAAAUACUCAAGGUCCAAGUCGAGUAGCUCAGUUCCUUGUGAUUUAUGCGCCAAGAAGGGGAAUUUUAGAAGUGUGGAGCACACAGCAGGGACCUAGAGUAGGAGCUUUCAAUGUAGGAAAGCACUGCAGGCUACUGUAUCCUGGCUAUAAAAUAAUGGGCUUAAAUAAUGUUACCAGUCAGAGCUGGCAGCCACAGACUUACCAGAUCUGUCUUGUUGAUCCGAUGUCUGGAAGUGUGAAGACAGUGAAUGUUCCUUUCCAUUUGGCACUGAGUGAUAAGAAGAGUGAACGAGCCAAGGACAUACACUUAGUGAAGAAACUAGCAGCCUUACUGAAAACAAAAUCUCCCUAUCUUGAUUUGGUUGAAACAGAAAUAAAGGAAUUAAUUCUCGAUAUUAAGUACCCUGCCACCAAAAAACAAGCUUUGGAAAGCAUUUUGGCAAGUGAACGUUUGCCGUUUUCCUGCCUUAGAAACGUCACUCAGACAUUAGUGGACACUUUAAAAAAUCAAGAGCUUGAGUCUAUUGAUGAAGGAUUGCUACAGUUUUGUGCCAAUAAACUGAAAUUGCUGCAUCUUUACGAGUCUGUCAAUCAAUUAAAUUCCCUUGAUUUUCAUUCAGACCCACCAUUCUCUGAUAAUGACUUGGCUGUGUUACUAAGGCUUGAUGAAAAAGAACUGCUUAAGCUCCAGGCAUUGUUAGAGAAAUAUAAGCAAGAGAACACCAGGACUACUGUCCGAUUUUCUCAUGAUAAGGAUGGAGUGUUGCCUGUAAAAACAUUCCUGGAAUACUUAGAAUAUGAGAAAGAUGUGCUCAACAUAAAGAAGAUAAGUGAAGAGGAAUAUGUGGCGUUAGGCAGUUUCUUUUUUUGGAAGUGUUUGCAUGGAGAAAGCUCCACUGAGGAUAUGUGUCACACUUUGGAGUCUGCUGGACUUAGCCCUCAGCUGUUGUUGUCUCUACUCCUGAGUGUCUGGCUUUCUAAGGAAAAAGAAAUUUUGGAUCAACCACAGUCUGUCUGCUGUCUUCAUACAAUGCUGUCCCUCCUGAGCAGGAUGAAAGUGGCCAUUGAUGAGACCUGGGAUUCCCAAUCGGUGUCCCCUUGGUGGCAGCAAAUGCGCAUGGCUUGUAUACAGUCUGAGAACAAUGGAGCUGCUCUGUUAUCUGCACACGUUGGACAUUCUGUUGCUGCACAGAUAUCGAACAGUAUGACAGAGAAAAAAUUUUCCCAAACAGCUUUGGGUGCUGAUUCAGAGGCCCUCACUGAUUCCUGGGAGGCCCUUUCUCUUGACACUGAAUACUGGAAACUCCUGCUGAAACAACUGGAAGAUUGUCUCAUACUUCAGACUCUGCUUCAUAGCAAGGGGAAUGCUCGAACCUCCAGAAUGUCAUCACUGCAGGCUGAGCCACUUCCAAGGCUUUCUGUUAAAAAAUUAUUAGAAGGAGGAAAAGGUGGCAUUGCAGACAGUGUAGCCAAGUGGAUAUUUAAACAGGACUUCAGUCCUGAACUAUUAAAACUGGCUACUAAAGAAAGAGAUGUAGAAAACCCAGAUGAACCCAAAGAAGGUAUUAACAGAGGUUUCCUGGAGGUGUCAGAGGUGGAGAUGGACUUAGGAGUCGUACCAGACCUACUGCGUUUAGCCUACAAGCAGUUUCCUUGUAGCCUUGAGCUGGACGUGCUGCACGCACAUUGCUGCUGGGAAUGUGUCGUACAGUGGAAUAAAGACCCAGAGGAAGCACGUUUUUUUGUUAGAUCAAUAGAACAUUUGAAACACAUUCUUAAUGCACAUGUUCAGAAUGGCAUUGCGCUGAUGAUGUGGAAUACGUUCUUAGUUAAAAGGUUUUCUGCUGCUACAUACUUAAUGGAUAAGGUUGGAAAAGCACCAAAGGAUAGGUUAUGCCGAAGAGAAAUAAAAAUGGAAAGAAAAUACUCUAUUAAGGAAACUGGUUAUGAACUACGGCCAAUUUUAAUUUACCUUUCCAGACUAACUGUGAAGCCACUUUCACUUUUUGAUAGUAAGGGAAAAAAUGCAUUUUUCAAAGACCUAACUUCAAUUCAGUUAUUACCUAGUGGGGAAAUGGAUCCAAAUUUUAUUUCUGUACGACAACAGUUCUUAUUGAAAGUUGUUAGUGCAGCUGUCCAGGCCCAGCAUUCAGGUGCAAAGGACAAAGAUUCCUCAGAAGAAGCAAUGACCACUCCUUUUGGGAAAGACCAAGAUUGGCCAGUUCUAGCCGUGGAUUUAGCCCAUCACCUUCAAGUUAGUGAAGAUGUUGUUAGAAGGCAUUAUGUGGGGGAACUCUAUAACCAUGGAGUUGACCACUUAGGAGAAGAGGCCAUUCUACAGGUUCAUGACAAAGAGGUCCUUGCCUCUCAGCUGCUGGUGUUGACAGGACAAAGGCUGGCUCAUGCACUGCUCCACACCCAGACAAAAGAAGGCAUGGAGCUGCUUGCCAGACUCCCCCCCACGCUCUGUACUUGGCUGAAAGCAAUGGACCCCCAGGAUCUUCAAAACACUGAAGUGCCAAUUGCAACAACANCG